AUAUAUAUAAAUAGUGGUACUCCGUGACAGAUGCUCUCGUAUUUUUAUGUUUGAAAAAUGACCCUUCACUUUCACGUUCCUUAAAUGUGUGUAUAUACGUCUCUCUUUCGUGAUCUGAUUGGAAUCUUUACCAGUUAAUCAUCUAUGAGCAGAUAAGACUGGUGGUUGAGUCCUUUUUCUUUCUUUUUUUUCUCUUUUGUGGAGUUUAAAGAGGUAAGGGAGAAGAUCAUUUCGUCCUUAUUGUAGAAUUUUUCGUAACCAACUAACUACAGUUUUUGUUUCCUGGCUUUAUUUCUUGAGCUCAGCAGGUACUCAGAUAUUACUUCUCAUUUUGACACUAUAACGCAUUUUUAAUUAUAUCUCAAUAAUUGGUAAAUGGGGUCCGAAGGGCCUCCUGCAGUAAUAAUUCAUGUGACGGGUUUUAAGAAAUUCCAUGGAGUUUCAGAGAAUCCAACUGAGACAAUUGUUAGUAAUCUCAAAGAGUAUGUGACGAAGAAGGGACUGCCAAAAGGUCUAAUUCUUGGGAGUUGCAGCAUUCUUGAGACUGCAGGACAAGGAGCUCUUUCUCCCUUAUACCAGACGUUGCAAUCUGCCAUUAGUGGGGUGGAUUCUGAAUCUUCAAAUUCUGGAAGAACUGUUUGGGUACACUUUGGAGUUAAUAGUGGUGCAACAAGGUUUGCCAUUGAGAAACAAGCUGUCAAUGAAGCUACUUUUCGCUGUCCCGAUGAGCUGGGAUGGAAGCCCCAGAAAGCUCCCAUCAUUCCUGCAGAUGGUGGAAUUUCACACAUGCGACAGCCCUGAAAUUGCAGCAUAUCCAUAAUCCAUGGUCAGGUCUCUGUUUGAGUAUUUAAUUUUCACUUGGUUUAAAGAUUUAUUGCAUUCAUGGGGAAAACAUUUAUUAUAGGAAGAUUUCUGUAUUUGAAUUGUGAGUGGAAAGGAAGAAAACUUUUUGAUAUGGGAAGCAGAUCUCACACUUUCUGUGCCUAACCUGGUUAAAUAAUUUUAGGGGUGCAUCGUGCUAGAGCUGCUGUCUUUAUUUUAUUUUAUUUUAUUUAUUACUUGUUUUUGUGAUAAGUGAAACAGAAAGGAGCUGUUGUCUUUAUUAGUGAAGAGAGUUUGUCCAAUGUCAAUAAGACUUAAGGGGCUUACAUGCAUUAAAUUCUAAUUUCAUAGAAUAGAGCUGUAGUCUAGUAGUAUUCUUUGUUUUGAUAGCAUGGAGACAUUAAUUUCUGAGUUUCUCACUUAAAGGGAAAAAAAUAAAACAGAAACAGCAGCUAAGCAUGUCACCAUUCUUUGAAAUUAAACUGUGACUCUUAUGAGUAGUAUUCAGUAUGGUGUCUCCUGAUAUUUAAGCGGAACCCAGUUAGAUGGGCACUGAAUUCCUUACCAGUUAAAAUCAACUGAAUUAUCAGGACAUAGUGCACUUUGUCUACUCUUCAUGUUGUAUUGAUGCUUGUAUGGCGUUACCUUUUAAUACAAGAAUGCAUCUUUAGUUACCAGGGAAUAGAAAGUAUUGCAGAGAUAAUAUGAUUCAAAUGCCUUUUUUCUUCUGGAUAAGUAAGACGAUCUCUAUUAAUAAGCGCAAAAGCAGAACCCGAAUAUUAACUAGUAGAAGAAAAAGAUACUAAAACAUCAUUUAAACCAAGUCCAUUAAAGUUUAUAGAUGCAGUCCCUGGGAGAAAACUAUGCAGAAAGAAGUUCUUGUGCUCCUCUGUAGUCCGUUCUUGAUUUUCGAAGAUAUAGGACUCGUUUAGACACUGAAUUUAGAAUAUCUCAGAAUAUCUCGGAAGUUUGGGAAAGUUGUAUUGGUUUUUGUGUUUAGAUAAUGAUUAGAUGAAAAUGUUGAAAAUUUGAAAUUAAAAAUUGUUUUGUGUUUGAGUGAUGUUUGGGAAGGAAAUAUCUGAGAAUACCUUGUUACACAAACAAGUCCUUAAAUGGCUCCAUUGGACAAUUGCUUUUGUUUGGCAUGAUUUUGUGAUUUAUUUAUGACUAUACUGUAUUGUUUCUCUGUUGACUGUUUCUAAAUAGUUAUUGUGUUUGAACC
This is a messenger RNA of Juglans microcarpa x Juglans regia, 2044 nucleotides long. RefSeq names its product pyrrolidone-carboxylate peptidase-like. The transcript has 5 exons. NCBI's taxonomy places the organism in Eukaryota, Viridiplantae, Streptophyta, Magnoliopsida, Fagales, Juglandaceae. Gene Ontology annotation, molecular function: pyroglutamyl-peptidase activity. The record is from RefSeq and is a predicted model, not a curated record. Bases 376 to 801 code for a protein of 141 amino acids. Gene Ontology annotation, cellular component: cytosol. Gene Ontology annotation, biological process: proteolysis.